This is a messenger RNA of Alternaria postmessia, 2706 nucleotides long. RefSeq lists its product as uncharacterized. NCBI's taxonomy places the organism in Eukaryota, Fungi, Ascomycota, Dothideomycetes, Pleosporales, Pleosporaceae. The transcript is spliced from 2 exons. Gene Ontology annotation, biological process: calcium ion transmembrane transport; intracellular calcium ion homeostasis. The record is from RefSeq and is a predicted model, not a curated record. Gene Ontology annotation, molecular function: calcium ion binding; calcium channel activity. Gene Ontology annotation, cellular component: membrane. Bases 1 to 2706 code for a protein of 901 amino acids.
AUGGAGAACCGAACCACCGACAUACCCCUCCAGACUGUCGUCAGUCACACCCCCUCACAGUCCUCGCCCACAUCCGGAAAUGAAAAGUCGGAGAAGGGGCAUACUUUUUCACGGGGACGCAGGAAGCUGGCAGUGGUCGACUCCAGGACUGGAGCACCGCUGCCUCCCCGCGUAAGUGAAGAGAAGACGGCUCUCAAUCGCAUGGGCAGGAUCUACACCAAGAUCCUGAACUUCAGCAUUGUCACCCGCUACAUGAUCUAUGUCGCUCCUGUGGCGCUGCUACUCGCCAUUCCCAUCAUCCUUUCGCAGACAGGCACGAUUACGGGCUCCAUUGGCAACACAAAUCAGAAGAAAUUCUGGAUCUGGAUCGAGAUCAUAUGGCUCAGUUUCUGGGUCAUGAAGAUUGUGGCACACUUUAUUCCUAACGUUUUCGAGUUCCUCAUCGGUGUGGUCAGCCCGGGUGUCAAGAAGUAUGCGCUGCUAUUGAGAGCCGUGGAGAAGCCUCUCUCUUUCGUCUUCUGGAUGAUUGUCAACCAGGCUACUUUCCCUGCUCUUGUCCGAGUCAACCCCGGCAAGGAUAGACUGGGCUGGAUGGACACCAUGCAAUCGGUCCUGCUUGCCCUCCUCGUCUGCACCAUCAUCAUCCUCGCUGAGCGCGUCUUGAUCCAGCUCAUCAGUAUCAGCUACCACCGCAAGCAGUUUGAUGACAAGAUCAAGGAGUCUAAGCGCAACAUCUACCUCCUCGGUAUCCUUUAUGACACUUCGCGGUCGCUAUUCCCCGCCUACUGCAACGAGUUUGCUGAAGAAGACUACAUCAUCCAGGACACAAUUCUUGAUCUCGGUUUCGGUAGCAAGAAGGGAACGGCCAAGCAUGGUCGAUCUGGUAGCCGCACGCCCAUGCGUCUUAUCCAAGAAGUUGGCCGAGACGCUGGUCGCAUUGGUGAUAAGAUCACAUCAGUUUUCGGUACUAUCGCUUCCGAGAUCACUGGCAAGAAAGUCUUUGAUCCCAACUCUGCUCAUUCCGUCGUCUUGACCGCUUUGGAGAGGAACAAGAGUGCUGAAGCUCUGGCUAGGCGUAUCUGGAUGUCCAUGGUCGUCGAAGGCAAGAACGAGCUCUACCUGGAAGAUCUCGUCGAAGUCAUGGGUCCAGGUCGCCAGGAGGAGGCUGAGGAAUGUUUUGCUGCGAUUGACCGAGACGGAAACGGCGACAUCAGUUUGGAAGAGAUGAUCUUGACUGUGACUGAUUACGCCAGACAGCGAAAGUCGAUCAACUCGAGCAUGCACGAUGUUGACCAAGCUAUCAACGCUCUCGACGGUCUGAUCAUGACCAUUGCCGUCAUUGUCUGCAUUUUCGUCUUCGUCGCUUUCCUUGCUCCCGCUUUCCGUACCACACUCGCCACAUCCGCGACCGCUCUUCUCUCGCUCUCUUUCGUAUUCGCAACGACUGCCCAGGAAGUCCUCGGUUCUUGCAUCUUUCUCUUCGUCAAGCACCCGUACGAUAUCGGUGAUCGUGUCGAUAUUACCACUGAGCAGCUUACUGUGGAACACAUUGCUCUUCUUUACACUGUGUUCAAGCGCGUCACAAAUGGAAAGACGGUCCAGAUUCCCAACAUCGUCCUGAACUCUCUAUGGGUAGAGAACAUCACACGAAGCAAGGCCAUGCGAGAGCAAGUCUCGGUCUUCUGCGACUUUGGUACAUCAUUCGAAGACAUCAAUCUACUUAAGCUGGAGAUGAUGAGCUUCGUUCGCGACCCUGUCAACGCCCGCGAGUUCCACCCUGAUAUUGACAUCGAGGUUGUUAGCAUUGCCGAGAUGAACAAGCUGGAGCUUCGUGUCGAGAUUCGUCAUAAGAGCAACUGGUCCAACGAGUCACUGCGCGCAUCUCGAAGAUCCAAGUUCAUGUGCGCGCUUGUCGUUGCUUUGCGCAAGGUUCCGAUCAACGGCCCAGGUGGAGGAGAUGCUGCUCUGGGCUCGCAAGACAAGCCCACAUGGUCUGUCGCAGUUCCACCUGCGGAGGCUGUCGCAGCAUACGAAAAGUACAAGGCCAACGCCGACGCCGGCCGUCUGCACCCACUCAACCCUGCCCAAGAGGAUACCGGCAAGUCUACCGGCACAGAUUACCUGGGCACCGAAGACAACGCAAUCACCUCUCUUAACAACAGGAGACCCGGUCUAGACACCAUCCGUGACGACACCUGGGAAGCUCGCGACGACUCCAGUACUAUUGGCCGUCCUAGCAUGUCAGACCAAAGGCCCGAUCUCGACGAAGUCCGCGGUCUACUCCGCAAAGCCAGUUCAGCCGGAAAGAGGAAAGGUGGCACCACACUAUCACCAUUCGGAUCCCGCGUCUCCGUCGAUACACCGCGUCAGAACCCACCACCUCCUCUACCACUCAACAUAGUACCAUCUGGUAGCCAGUACGCACAGCCGCCAACAGGCAACUUGCCACCACCGCCUCGCAGUACUGCUCCUGGAUCGCCGAGUUCCAUCUCCACGGGACAGGUAGAGGAGUACUCGUACCAGACUAUGGUGCCUCCGCCUCGCUCACGCAGCCGACCGCGCGCUCCGCAGGUGGAAGAGGAUGAGGGCGAGAGGCAGUGGCAACCUAAUGCUAAUGCGCCGGCGAGGGUCCCAUCGAAUACGAAUAACCCGUACAGGAGUCCGGGGUCGCCGCAGCAGGGAUUCCAGUCUUUUAAGAGGGAGUAG